AUGGAAAUAUUUGACACAUCGGGGAAAAGGCGAAGCGUCCCUCUGCACCUUCGCCAGAAAGCGGCGGCUCUCGUAGCGGCCUCCCCGAUUAUGGGUUUUACUCUGCGCCCAGUGACCAGAGGGGGGGGGCCCUGCUCCUUUGCUGACUAUGGCUCCCUGGGGCCCCAAGCGGCUCAGAUGCUGCACAGUGAGCAUGCCACCUCCGCCUGCAACUCCCCCCUACAGCACCUACACAGCCCGGAUCAGUUUAAGAACCCAGGCACCAACCCUUCAAGGCCCGGAGGUUUCCCUGGCGCUAACAGUCCAGGACCGGUGGCUGACCUGUAUGGGCCUAGCAGCCAAGAUUCAGCCGUGGGCAACUACAUCAGCGCUGCUAGCCCUCAGCCCGGCUCUGGGUUCGGCCCCAGCAUCACAGGCCCGUUGAUUGCGACAGCUUUUACAAAUGGAUACCAUUGA
Menidia menidia (Atlantic silverside) is the source of this 456-nucleotide messenger RNA. The record is from the annotation of a GenBank genome assembly. NCBI's taxonomy places the organism in Eukaryota, Metazoa, Chordata, Actinopteri, Atheriniformes, Atherinopsidae.